Messenger RNA from Hyposmocoma kahamanoa, 558 nucleotides. RefSeq names its product ejaculatory bulb-specific protein 3-like (gene CSP1). The coding region runs from base 19 to 390 and encodes 123 amino acids. NCBI's taxonomy places the organism in Eukaryota, Metazoa, Arthropoda, Insecta, Lepidoptera, Cosmopterigidae. The transcript has 2 exons. The record is from RefSeq and is a predicted model, not a curated record.
ACCGGAGAGUUGAUCAGGAUGAAGUUGUUAAUACUUACAGUUGCACUUGCUGUAAUUGCUUUUGUUGUUUGUGAACAAUAUACGGAUCGAUACGAUGAUAUAAACAUUGACGAAAUUUUGUCCAAUAAAAGAUUGCUUAUUCCUUACGUGAAAUGCUUAUUAGACAAAGGUCGUUGCACUCCGGAAGGCAAGGAGUUGAAAGUACAUAUCAAAGACGGAAUGCAGACGUCGUGUUCAAAAUGUACAGAAUUCCAGCGGAAGAUGGCUCGCAAAGUUGUGAAGCACCUUAAAGAUAACGAACCUGAUUAUUGGGAACAGCUGAAGGGUAAAUAUGACCCUGAAAACAAAUACGUCGAAAUUUAUGAAGCUUUUUUGGCUUCUGAAGAUUAAGUAGAUUAAAAUCCAAUCAAAUAGCAAUUUCAUUUCUUGUGUUCUGGUUGGUUUAUAUUUCAAUAUAAAAUUAUUUAUUGUAUUUUUUUAUGACGACAUGUCUACAAAUUUUUAAAGAUUUAAUUUAUUUGUUCCAAACAAUAAUACAAAAUAAAAUAAUUGCUUUUG